CCUUCCUCCCCUCCCUGGGCCUCCACUCCCCAUUUUCUGAGCUGCAGGAUUGCCUUCAUAUGGGAUUCUUGCCCUGGAAUUCUUUCAUGGUGGGCUGGUUUACCCCCUGGGCCCCCUGACCCCCCGCCGGGUCUCAGCGGUGUUCCAGCAAGUGGGCAGACGAUGGAUGCACCUUGUGUGCGCUCUGUGAGGGUGUCCACCUCUCACCUGCCCCUUGACACUUUGUCCGUCGUUCGCGGGCUGCCCUCCACGUGGUCUGCUGUUGGUCUCCCUGCCCAGUCCCACCAUCUACCCUGCUUAGCUCUGCUUUCUCCCCGGGAUCUGGGAAUCAACGUGUGCAAUCUGAUAAGAGUGUUUACUUCCUCGUGGAUCUCUUGUGCACACUUAUCUCUCCAGUGGCAUUGGCCACGAGGCAGAAAUGCGGUUUUCCUGUAUGUUCUGGGAAGCUCAGAGGGGAAGAGAGAAGCAAGGCUGAGCGGUGCCAGCCGAUGGAUGGUGGAGGAGAGGAACAGAAGUCCAGCUGCACAAAAUGGAGACUGUCUUUGGUCUAAGGGACCUCCAGGGACCUGUUGUCCUAAGAGACCUUGUUUAUGCGAUCAUCAUGGGAGGAGCUAGUGGAGAAGCCUUGUGCUUCGGCUCAGAGAGAUCCAGAGAGAUCUCUGCAUGGGAGUGGAGGUCCGCGUGGAGGUGGCUGGGCCAUCACCUGUGUCAUCCGCGCCUGGGACUGCCGAAAGCCCCUGCUCUUCUGCCCUGCGAUGAACACGGCCAUGUGGAAGCACCCCAUCACUGCGCAGCAGGUGGGCCUGCUCAAGGCCUUCGGCUAUGUGGAGAUCCCUUGUGUGGCCAAGAAGUUGGUGUGUGGAGACGAAGGUCUAGGGGCCAUGGCUGAGGUGGGCACCAUUGUGGACAAGGUGAAAGAAGUCCUCUUCUGGCAUGGCGGCUCUCAGCAGAGCUGAACCUGGCAUUUUUGUUGUGUGUCUCCCUCUGCACUCCGCGUGUUUUCAGGCCAAGUCUGUGAAGAAGGUGGACAUUGGCAAAAUAUGGUGAAGACUUCUGGGUUUGCUGAGUAGGGGUGUAGCCUGGGCCCGUUCCAGAGCCUCCCCAGGGGCCUGGCUUGCUCAGGUUAAAUUAGACCAAAGUUCCAGGUCCCAACUUCUUUCCAACCAAGAGAUGGCUGCUCUCUGGGCCCCUCCCCACAUUCUCCUGGGAUGGCCACAGCAAGCCUGUAUCUGCGUGGUGCUGUGUUCGGGGAGGGGGACUGAGGGCUGACUGAAAACCCCUGAUUUUGCCUCGUGGGCGGAAGUCGCUUCAGCUCCUUGGUGGGCUGCCUGGCUGCCAUGCAGUUGGGGAAGCCUAUAAGCUGGCAAGAUGCUCAGAUUCUCCACAGACUGUGCUGUGAGAUUGGGAGUCCUGGGGAAUAAAGGAAGGUGACCUUUAGGA
This is a messenger RNA of Hyaena hyaena (striped hyena), 1440 nucleotides long. RefSeq names its product phosphopantothenoylcysteine decarboxylase (gene PPCDC). Gene Ontology annotation, molecular function: phosphopantothenoylcysteine decarboxylase activity; FMN binding. The transcript is spliced from 4 exons. The record is from RefSeq and is a predicted model, not a curated record. The coding region runs from base 591 to 956 and encodes 121 amino acids. Gene Ontology annotation, cellular component: phosphopantothenoylcysteine decarboxylase complex. Lineage: Eukaryota; Metazoa; Chordata; Mammalia; Carnivora; Hyaenidae. Gene Ontology annotation, biological process: coenzyme A biosynthetic process.